This is a messenger RNA of Racocetra persica, 461 nucleotides long. Lineage: Eukaryota; Fungi; Glomeromycota; Glomeromycetes; Diversisporales; Gigasporaceae. The record is from the annotation of a GenBank genome assembly.
ACAAAGUUCACAAAGUCUGAUAUUCGGGCAUUGCAUCGUCCGGCGAUUCAGUUCCCUCUUAAUCAAGAGAUCCAUCUUAGCAGGAUAAAGUCACAUAAGAAAUUGAAAAAGAGAAAACAUUAUAGAAAACGCGAGGAAAUGCGGAGUCCAAAAGAUCUAACAUUGAAGGAUAACAGUAAUUUUGUUUUGUUAGAGUAUUCGGAAGAAUAUCCACCAAUUCUUUCCAAUAUUGGAAUGGGAAGUUUGUUGCUUAAUUACUAUCGUAAAACAGACCCGUAUGACACUUAUGUUCCUGAGCUUAGCGUAGGCGAUCCAAUAAUACUUGAUAUGAUGGAUGAAUCGCCUUUCAUGAAUUUUGGAGAUGUUGAAAGAGGACAAGUUAUACCAUCAUUAUUUAACAAUUUGAUCAGAGCUCCGUUGUUCAGUCAUGAUGCCAAAGACACCGACUUCUUGGUCAUUAG